This is a messenger RNA of Ooceraea biroi (clonal raider ant), 7242 nucleotides long. RefSeq names its product hemolymph lipopolysaccharide-binding protein-like. The record is from RefSeq and is a predicted model, not a curated record. Lineage: Eukaryota; Metazoa; Arthropoda; Insecta; Hymenoptera; Formicidae.
AUUCCACAGUAUAUCGCAUGCCUUUUUCCAAUGUCAUAAUUGGCUCAUUGGCCAAUCGAUACGCUUCUCAUUUCGAUGUUAAGCGCGAGAGCCCCCGGGAUUACGGUCGUUUAACAGCAGAUUCGUAAACAGUCACGCCCGCGCUAGAAAUUAAACAUUACUCAAAAGAGCGUUAUUUAUUUGCGUGCGAUUUCUUUCCUCAUUUCAAUGUUUCACAUGAUACAUUAAUACAUCAAAAUAUCGUAGCUGCAUUUUGCCAAGCGAUAUUUGUUAUAUAUAAUAUAUAUAGAUGUUUAUUAUCAGCCGAGAAAAAUCGUUCAAACAUAUGAAUAAUGCGUAAAACAAAUAAAUGAUCAGCGAUGCGUAUGAUCAGUUAAUGUGUAAUUAACUGAUUUGCCGUUUUAUCCCGUUAAAUAGUUAGUGGCACGCGGUAACGAGUCUACCUCGUUUUAAGAUUGACCGAUAUUCCAUUCGCUCACUCUCUUGCCACAAUACACACAAUACAAAAUUAUUGAUGGAUUUAUCGAAGCGAAACAGUAGAUUUCCUCUACAGGGAACAUUUUAUUUUCUUCGUGCAAUCGUCGGGCUAAUAUGAGCUCGUGAGAAAAAGGUUUCCAAACAAUUGAUUUUCUGAAUUCGGAUUUCAAAUCUCGUCUGACAACUUGGAAUGUCUCAAAUACGAUCUCUAGAAUCUUUCUAACUUGGAGAACUUUCUGUAUGCAUUUUCAAAGUUGCAACGUUUAAAGUGUCAAUGUCUAAAACUAGACGUUACGCGGAAUUUUGUAUACGGCUUUCGCGAAAUCUUUAAUGAGAAAAGUUAAAUCAUUAUUAGAGACUGUAUUUAGAACCAUAGAAAAGUUUAGUUCUAUCAAAUAACUCUCCGUCUCGAGAAUAAUCAAUUGAUGAAUGCACGCUGGCACGUUCGUCGAUGUACGUGUCCGCAUACGUGUGCAGAUUUUCGAUUUUUUAAAAGUCUUGCUUUUGAAGCUUCCGUCGGGACGAGCCGGCCGAAAAACUCUGAAAAAGAGCGUUUGCUGUAAACAGGACAGUAUCCGAAACGGCGUGAUGUCAGCUGCUGACGUCUGUCACGAAAACUUUUUCUCGUGGACAACGGAAGCGUGAUUUUGGCGUGACAAUUUUGUGCGCCGUCGAAACGUCCGAGACUUUUCGAACUGCAGGAUCGAAACUUAAAUCGCGUCGCGUCGCAUCACAAAAUCGUCUCGGUCAAGUCAUUCUUCCCCAAUAACUCGAGUGUCCUAGUUUCUUUAUCGCUCGGGGGCAAGACAACCUUUCGAUAUCGCUGAUAAUGCUUCCGAUGCUGCGUAUCGGUAAUUGAAAUUUCGCAUCAUUGCGAUUUGUAAUGAACGCAUUUCCUCGAACUAGAGGAGAGAUAACAAAAGAAAUCCAGUCUCUUCCGCCGUGGAUUUACUUGAUUUGAAAAAGAGCUUAUUUUCACCUUGAAUUCCUCUUUAAAUCCGUAUUUUUUGAAGAAGAGGGAUUAUGUAUUGCAGAGCUAUGGAAAGCUUAUGGGAAGCUUUGUAACGCAUAAUCUCCAGUUUGUUCGAAUACGGAUUUAACGUGGUUUGAAAAUACAUUUUCCGAUUAUAACGCUUAUAAAAUAUAUUUAAGCCCGAAUUUUUUAUCCGAUCUACGACAGCAUCUGCUAUUUGCGUGGCGAAUAGAGACAAAUAGUGCAUCCACGAGCAAGUGACGCGAAUGCCACUUUUUGUCAAGGAAAACUUAUUAUUAGAUAGUCUUUUAUUAUAAAAAUCAAUACGUGCUAUCACGGACGCUUGUACACAUUUCCGUCUUACGAUCACAUAUAAGAUUACGAUACCGAUCACUACACAAACCGCGAAUAUUAACACGUUUCAGACAACGUCGCGCUGCACUACAAGACAAUAAUCCCUGAUUGUCGCCUCUUGGAUGAUGCUUUCGAUAGCGUAACUUCUUCGUAUACAUGGUUUAUCUCUCCCGAGUAUGUUGAUUUAUGAUCCAUUUGCGUUAGAGUCGAGGGUGAAUAUAUUGACGAUGAACCGCGCGAGGAACCUGAUGCGCUCGUCUUUGAACACUUCCUUGAACAAAGUCGACCUACUUAAUGGAAAAUUGAAUCUUUUAAUCGCAGAUCUGAAUAUAUUGCGUUUGAUGCAUCGAAGAUGCGUUACAUGUCAGGAACACAAGAAUUUAAUUUAGGAGUCAAAUCGAGUCCGCGAUUUCCACGAACCUCUAAUGUGGCAGAAACAGACGCGGAUUGACUUGAUUAUUAGCUCAUCCACCAUCAUAGAGGCACUUGGUGCGUAGCUUCGUCAGAUCUCAGGUUUAUCACUUAAACUUUUCCAAUAGUUCUAGUGGACUUGAUAAUGUUACAGCCAUCAUCCGAUUAACGAUUAUCUCAACUCGGCCGGAGCAAUCGCUCAGAGCGUUUCUCGAUAAACCGAAAUAAAGUUCCAACAUUAUAAUACCCUGCUUUAGCGUAUAACGAUCGUUCUAUUAAUCUCGGAUCGGUGACUUAAUCACGAGUUACCGCAGACUUCGCGUUUAGCCAAAUUAUCAUUUGUGAUGUAGUGCCGACCUUUGCAUUGUUUCCACCGGGGUGAGAGGGUGAAGGGAGAAAGAGGCUUGCAUUUAUGCAUGCAAUAUUCGAUUCUCGGUGCUUCCAGCGCGACAGGAAGCAGCUAUAUACCUUAGCUCAAGACGCACAUCUUAAUUUAUGACGUGCUGCAUUUUGUCUGCGAGAUUGCGGCGACGCGAGGUAUCGCCGGGGAUCUCGCAAACCUAACAGAUUGCGGAUACGCAGCUCGUGUUACUCGAGACUCAAGUAUUUUUCGAGUCUCUAUUAAUUUUCAGGUUGGGCACAGAGUAGCCCCGCCUCACUCGUUUAGAUCUCGACAAGUGUCGGUCCUUGAUCCUUUUCUUCUCGUUUUUUCUGAAUAUCGCUCACGGGCCUCGUCUGCCGGGUCUGUCCGGGUCCAGCCGCUUUAAUUCGCCCGACGCGAUAUCAGACGUGACACGACUCCAUUAUACGAACGUCGAGUAGGUCGAGCACGCAAUUAACAAGUUUGCUUGACUACGACGGUGCACGGCGAGGCGCUACAGUUAGCAAAUGAAUGCUUGCCGAGAGCGAAAUCUUAACUAUCUCUGACGUUGCAGUACGGGCGCAUCAUGAAAUGCAGUCGGCCUUUCUUUUCUCGAGCAUCCUCGACUCGUCGUACUGGAGUACGUAUCGCGUGAAUACCGCAAUAAGCCCACACGUGUUCCUCCUCUUUCCCGCCCGGGAUAUUUUCUUUACGCCCGCGCCGAGGCGAUAUCCCGAAUGCGCGACUCAUUACGAGGACUUCGAAUCGUGCGUUGGUGUCGCUUGCGUCCCCCAACUGCCACCCGAUAAAAUGUCAAAUCGAUAUUUGUCUCCUCGUUCCUGAUCGGUUUUAUUUUUUCUAACUACUUCCGUGUUUCCUGAGCGCUCUUCAUUCACCGAAGAGCACAUGCAAGAAGGCCAGAGUGUGUUAAGACAAUUGGCACGUCAGAGAGCGUGCCGCGAAAUAAAAGCACGCAGAACCACAGCGGAUACUCCAACACACUAAAAGUGAGAGAGAAAGAAAGUUCGAUUAAAUAACCGAUAGAGCGCAACCAGUUCGAAAUUCACCAAGUUGGUUCAAUCGAGGCGGCAGGGGCGAGGAAAAGGGGUCGCGAGAAGAAAAAGGGGAAAGGGACGACGUGGCGCAGCGAUGGCGGAACUAAUGUUCCCCGAGAAAGUCCCGAAAGCACCACCUGAGCGAACCCGAGCCCGCUCAGUCAGUGUAAUCGCGUUCACCGCGGCAUAGCUGUGCCCUUUUGCGAAUCUCAUCCCUGCUCGAUAGGGAGAGAAGCUGUUAAAUCCCGCGACCUUUAGUGAAUCUUCAAGAAGACCUCGCGGGGAACUCGCGUAGUCUUCAUCUCAAAUCUCGGGAAUGUGAAGUGGAUAUCGUCGAAGGUAGCUUCCGGCUGAUCAGGAGACGUGUCACGAGAUGACUAAUCUGAUGGUACUACUAAUUGAUUAAGGGUGGUUCUCUCAAGCGAAGAGAGUCGCGUCUCUCGAGCGCGUUUGAGACGGGUAACUGCAAAUGUCGAUAUGCCGUUAUCUAUUGACGCCAAUGAGUGCUUCGGAUAUCUGUUGGACAUUUCAAUGUUGUGGUCACAUUAGGAGAUGUAUUAUAUAUAUCUUUGAUCUUCUUGGGACUUAAACCUGGAAAAUCUCUUAAUUAGAAGUUACUGUCCUUUUUUUCCAGGAUAAAGUAACAAGUGAAAAUUCUUGAACAGAAGUUCACGGUAGCUGUUUAUCGUUAAUUACACUUUAAAUUGUUUGGUUCCGGUAUCGUGCAAAUCUCUUGCUUACGGAAGUUUGGAUAGACGUGUCAUUGCCGUUAUUACCUUGUCUGCCUGUGCGCAUAUGUAUAAUGUAGCAGGCAUCGCGUCACGUUUGCACAAGUUAAAUUAUCCGAAGGGCACGGCUGACUCGACUGCAAAUAGAUCGCUCACCGAUCGCUCCAUCGCAGUGAGAAGCCGUUCUCCUCCAUUAUAUUAAACGAAUCUACACGCACAUUAAACUUAAACGUAAUGGAACACGUGAUUCUCUUUACACACAAAUCGAAGACACGAUAUUACAUGUCUACACUCUUUUCAAAAAUUUCAAGAACAAUAAAUAUUUAAUAACAAUUUCGAUUACGUGUUAUUUGAUAGAAAAAUGGAUUAUAUAUUAUUGAAAAUUAGAAAGUCGAUGUUAAAAUAUUAAUAAAUGCGUUUUAAUGCAUGCCUGUGGCCACUUUUGUUUGCCACAGGCCAAAGUAGCUGCAUAUCAGUAUCCGUGAGCUAGCUGUUAAGACACGACACUUGCGAGGUCUCUUGUCAAUCUUGCUCUCGAUUCAGGUAGGAUUAUAGUGCCUUUUACGGGGAUAGCCGGUUCUAGUAGUUCCUAACCGCUAGUUCGGCGUACCGGUUUCGUCCUGCAAAAAUCUCUCCAGCCUCUUGUGAUCCCUCUCGCUUUUUAGCCGUGUUUGGUCAAUGAUGCGUGUCACGUUAUUACUGUCGGCUAUACCGCUUUCCUAUGUACCACCUCUUACAUCAUAUCCUCGAGCUACUUCUCUUCCUCGCUUCAAUUGCUUAUUGGAAAUUUUAUUAGCUCGGACAAUUUGUUUACGCUACAUUCUAUAAAUAUGGUGAAUUUCUGGAAUUUUACAUGUGAGAUGAAGCACACAUCUCACGCAACGACGUGUAAGCAACAUAAAAAAAGAAUAGAGAACCAAUAAGAGAGAGUAAUUUUUAAUAAGAGGAGAUCAAGUUGAAAUACGGAAAUUUCUGACCUGCACGGUUCUUUAUCUGGUAUUUUAGGCUCUUAUGGGCACCAGCGCAUAAAUUCAAGUGUAUAUUUGGAUAUUGGACUGUCAGGGAUGUUCCUGUAACGUGCAAUUGCGUCUCAAUAGAGAUGUAUUCACGAUUACAAGGACCACAAAUGGAAAACCGUUGUAAACAGCACUUCGAUCUAUCUGCUGCUCGGGUAUCGACUCAUAUAUCGGCAAAUACAUGAUCUUUCGUUUGUUUUGUAUAUUAAAGGCGACAGUCGUUGGCACAUUUAAUAUCAUAUACAGUAAUUGGCACUUGCAAUUGUUUAGGUUAGAAUUGCAAAAAUUUUCAUAAAUGUAUUAAAUAAAUAAUUAGUACAAUCCAUGAUAAUAUUAAAAACAGUUUCUUAUCAGUUAUGAGUAUAGUAUAGUUAUUAAUAUAGUGUUUAGGCCCGCUUCUACCAAUGCCGUUUAACUUUAACCGUAGUUUAACUCACUCUUCGUCCUUUUCUAACUACCUGCCUUAGAAAGAGACGAAGAAUGAGUUAAUCGACGAUUAAAUUAAUUGGACUUUGGUCGAAGUGGCCCUUAUUAGUAUAGUGUCAAUGACUGUAGCACUGCCAACGACUAUCGCCUUUACCCUAUAUUAUAUUGCGGAUCAUAUCAAGCACAAUUAUUAGUUUAUUGCUUUUUUAUUGUAUUCUACUGAAAUGAGUCAUCUCUUGAUCUUUGCAUUCCGAUCCAAAUUGUCUCUUACGACUCGUAUAAAAGAUUCGUCAGCUAUCUCACGCGGAUAUUCGGUUGGACCAAAUCGUUUAGUUAGCAACGUUUAACAAUGUUUGAAUACCUCGUACUUGCUCUUGCUUUUUGGUGCCAUAGUCAAGGACAUGUGUUCGCAGAACUUGAUACAAUUCGCGAUCUACCGAUACCGCUAAAUACAACUCGACAUAAUUGCAAUGAAACUGCAGGUAAACUCCUUUGCAAUAAUACAUUGCAUUUGCAAGUGCUACACAUUGUCGAUAAUAAAUAAACGAAAUUUUCUGAUAAUCGAAAUUGUAUUCGUUGCUUCUCAUUUCUCUCUAAUGUGGUUAUCAGUUAUCACUACUAAAUCCAGUGAUUUCUCGUGUUUUAUCUUCUUUUUUUACAAAAACUAUCUUAGAAAGAUAAAAAGAUGAAAAGAACGAUGUGAAACAUUAUUUAUAUGGUUUUUAUUAUUAGAAGAAUUUUGUUAAUUUUUCUAUUUUUUAUUCAGCUUUCCCAUUAGGAAAGUUAAACAACACACCGGUGGUUACCAUGAAUGGACAUUAUAACUAUCACGUGGGUCAGCAAAUAAUUUACGUAUAUGGUCAACAGCAGUUUAAACGAUUGUUCACGGCUAAUAAUCUUGAGGAAAAAUCAGUGGGCGGAGAUUAUCUGAUUACUUCUGGUAUCGGAGCGCAUAAGCUUCAUCUUCGUAGACUCUGUUGGAACAAAGCUCGCCAAGUCUGUGUUCAUGAAGGAGGUCAGUUGGCGGUUAUCAAUUCGUUUUCCGAAGAGAAGAUUCUUUUACGUAUGCUGCAAGAGAACAAUUUAACUGUAGCUUGGCUCGGAAUUCACGAUCUUUACGAAGAAGGUGACUGGGUUACUGUCAAAGGGGAGCCGUUGGGAAGUACAGGGUACACCAGUUGGAUAACGUUAUUUGGACAAUAUCCGCAGCCUAAUAAUGGCGGUGGUACUGAACAUUGUGCAACUCUUGCUAUCGAGGGUGGGAGGGUGGGGAUGAACGAUCUCACUUGUAACGCAUGGAAUUUACCCUUCUUUUGCGAGAUUACUGUAUAAAAUUAUAUAUACAAGCAUCUGCUAUAAGUAUCACAAAUAUGAUCCUUGAAAUAAACAAUCGCAUUGAUCUGGGAAUGAAAGCAUAAUAAACUGAAAGUUAACGCCUUUU